AAACUGAAAACAAAAAUUAAAAUUUCUAAAAUAACCAAUCAAAUCAUUGCAACUGAUUUACCGAACUUAAUAUAUUAAAUUGCUGCCUCUCCCUAGCAAGAAGAGAGAAGCAAGGGAAGGGAUGAAAAAGAAAAGAAGCAGCAUCAAAAUAACGGUCGUGCAAGGGAAUCUGUGAAACAUGUAGCGAAAGCAGAGGGUUGACUGGCCUCACCUCUACGGUCUUUGAAGUCUACCUUAACAGAGAGAUAUAUUGCUUGGUUUCUUUGUCUGUCUGACAUAAAAAGGACCAGUACAUAACAAAUCCAUCAGGGCACUAAAGAAAAAGAGAUGUUCCUGACUGAACUUUACCGUCACGCAAAGAAUUUUCAUUAGUUGCUACCUCAGGUUCUUUGCUAUUUCUCUCUCUCUUUUUUCUCUCAUGUAUGCUUCCCUUCUUUUGCAUUUCAAAAUUCUCCACAAUCUGCAUUGAAUACCACUCGUCUCUUAAAUUCUUAGCUUCUCUCUCGACUCGGCUGGAUUCUCAGAUUGCUCAACAAGUUAAUGGGUAAUUGGACUUUCUAUGAUAGAUUUGAUCUGAUCUCACUAACCCUCCGCACGUUCUUGUUCCUUCUCUAUUUAUUUUUGCUUUAUAUUUCAGGUUUAUGUAAUACUUGCUGGUAAUCUGUCCAUAAUAAUAAAAUAUGUAUUAUGCUUGUUCUCUUUUUUGCAGUUUCCUUGCUUGCUUAUGUUCUAUAUUCUAUAUCCCGGUUCCACUUUCCUUAGAUGCGUGAAUCUGUGUCCAUUUCCUUCUGUAAAUAGUAAGGCCUAAUAUUUUAGCAUUUUUAAGCUAAGUUUUCAACUUGCUCUUCUUCUUCCUUACUUUGCUCGUCUUUAUUUGCAUCUCCUUCUCAACUUUGACUAUCACUGCAAAUUUGCUCCUUUUUUUUUUUGGCUCAAAUUGUACAUCAAGGUCUGUUUCCUAAUGUUAUUGAAACUGCUCAAAUAUAUUAAUUAUACGUUAUUAUAAGACAGUCACUCCGUGGUUCAUCCCCUACCCCUUCCGGGUGGGGACAAAUCCUCCUGCCACUCGGAGAUGUGGAUUUCCCUCUCCCACUUCGUGUGGGUGUAAAUAUUCUCUUUUCGAUUUGCAGAUCUAGCUUUAUGGUGAGGGUAUCAAAGGAUCUGCAUUUUUUCUUUUAUGUUCUUGUCUGUGUUUGGUUGUACGUGUCCUUGGUGUUGCGGUUCUUGCAUGCAGGUUUUGGGCACUCGGUGAGUUUUCUCCGCCGAGUGCAGCCAUGUAUCGGAUUAAUGGGUCUACUUUUUCUAUGGCGAGCAUCUUUUGGGACGCUCCCAGUGCUCUUGUCAGCCACCCGGUCUCUCAAUGACUAAAAGAGUUAAAAAGCUCUGUUCGCCGCCCGUAGAUCCUCGUGGCUCGGUUCCUCCCUUCCCCAGCUAUAUGCUUAUGUGUUUUCUGGCUCUUUCAGUAGCCCUUCCUCGUGGAGUUGUUUCUUUAAGGAGAAGUGUCUAGCUGUCGUAUGGCAGUCGACUUCUCUGGAUCAUUCUCCUCACGAAAGUUCAGGUUGUGGCAGCACUUGGUUGUGAUGUUCGGGUUGGCUUAGAUUCUUGUUCCAAUCCUAUCCGUUUUUGUUGGGUCACUAGAGUUUGUGGAGUGUUUUUCUUGUGGGCUAGGCUGCUUUUUAUUAGGCUAAUUGUGGGUGGGUCUGCCUAUAUGUAAUGUGUUUAUCUUGUAUUUGUUGGGCUUCUGCCUUCAUUGAAAUCCAACUUAUUUUCGACAAAAAAAAAAUAAUAAACAAUUAAAUUUGACAGGAUUGAGUAACAAGAACUCUAAAUUAAUAAAAUAUUUUUCUUUUCAACGUUUUUUUCCAGCGACAUUUAAAAUGGUAGUUUUAUUGGAAAGCGCUUUUUUAUCCAAAACCUCAACGCGGGCCUAAAUGUUUAGCCAAAUGAUGCUUUACUGUAUUUUAUGUUUUGUCGUUUGAUUCACAUUUCAUAUUCAUCUUUCCAUGUCUGAUUCUUGACAUACAAAAAGGCCAGACUAGCACUGGUUUCCAAAGGUGUCUUGACUCUUCAGUCUUGUGUUAAUGGGGUAUUUCUCAAAUUAUCUAAUUGUGUAGGUGAGUAGUCUCCAAUAAGAAAUGGAGCAUCCUUAACUCUAUUAUCGUUUCUUGUUCUACUGUUGCAUAACAAUAAAAUGACUUCCAAUAAGUUCUGUUGCUGAACAAUUUCUAGAACUUGUUUUUGCUCACUCUACUCCCACAGUUAUGCAGUGAGAUUUUUUCUUAUUGAAGGCGGUUUUCUUCCUUUGUGUAAAUAUGUCUAAUGAGUGCCUAUGUAUUUGUCUGUUUGCAGAAGGUUUAGCCUCAUACUAUAACAAUAAGGAAUUAUUCAAGGUUGAUCCUACUUGGUUUUAGCCAUAUCAAAAUUAGAGACAAAAGCCUACACUUGGAUUGAUUACAUUUAUAUAUUUGGAGGAAAUGGCCAGUGGAACAAGUGCACAGAUUCGACUUGUCAGAUGUCCUAGAUGUAUGAAGAUCCUUCCUGAGUCUCUAGAUAUUCUUGUCUAUGAGUGUGGUGGCUGUGGCACGCGUCUCCAAGCAAAAGAUCGAAAAGAAAAUGCCAAAAGCAGAACAUCUGGAUUACCUGAAAUUGAUGCUUCAGAGAAGGAUAAAUUGGAUCAUGUUGCUGAUACAAAGGAAGAUUGCAGCUUAAGUUAUGAAACUAGUCUUCAUUCUGGAGCGGAAUGCUCCUCGAACCAAAAUAAUGGGAGGGAUCAGAAUGAAUCCAGCAAUGGCAAUGGUGACAAGCUCUCAGGCUUUUACUUACCAAGUGAAAACGAAAACAAUGUAAGCGACCAAAGUGAAUCUGGGGAGUUUGAUAGUGAGCAGCUCGAAGAUGAAAACUCACCAAAUGAUGACAAAAAAAGUGGGACUGACAAGAAUGAUCCCGGGAUUUGUGACAAUCAACAAGACGGAGGCGUAAACUUAUCAGAUGAGGACCACAACAAUGGGAGUCAUCAAAAUGAAUCUCUGACUUGCAAAAUUGAGCAGCAUGAAAUUUCCAAUGAAGAUUUUUCAUCAAAUGAACUUUGUCAUCUUGAAAAUGGGAAGCUGUCCCAGUCUCCAUUGUCAAGAACAAAUUCAGAAGUUGAUGUUAGUGACGAAAGCUUACUAUCAGCAGCAAAGCAAAAGGUAAAAGCAAAAGCAGAAGCAGAAGCAGAAGCAGAUGCUCACAGUGAGAGUAAUUCUACUUUGAGGAGAUCAACCAAAGGGGUGCCGAUUGAUACGAAGGGAAGUAAUUCAAUUGCCACCGCCCAACAUCCAGCAAAAAAAAAUAUUUCACCUGACAUCUUUUCAUCUUCGCCUUAUGAACUUCUGGAGCACCCUCAGGAUAGUCCUAACCACAGGUUUGACUAUGUAAUGUCUAGAGAUGCUUUUGAAAACUCAGAUUUUAUCGACCCCAGCUCUGAGCUCAGUGGUUCUCUUAUAGAUUUGUCCAAAUCGCCCACAACCAGAAGCUCUCGUGCUUAUUAUGAUGAUUGUGCCUCUUCUUAUGAAGGAACUGAUGAUCAAUUGCCUCAUCGACACAAGCAUUCAUCUAAACAUGCUUGUAGGAUUGCAAACUGUGUUGCUUCUGAUGCGAGGCCUAGAAGGGAAGGAUUCCCAAUCAACACCAGCAAUAACGAUGCACAACAUCAUUUCAGGACUUCUGCAUCAAUUCUGCCUGAAAGGAUGCAUUAUGCCAUAAAAUCCAACAAGUUGGAUCGAGAUGAAUUGCUAGAGCCCAUAAGACAUGGCCAUCCAUGUAGAAACUGGAGAAGAUUAGAGAAAGAUGACUAUCUGUCUCAGCGCCCUUUUCACAGGAGGAACUCUCUGGCUAGCUAUGAAAGUGGCAACCCUUCCAAUCACAAUAAGUUCCAUUCAAGCUUUCCAACGCAAGACAAGCCUUUAUACACGGAGCAGGAGAAGAUGAAACUAUUGAGAAUGUUUUAUGAAUUGCAGGAUCAACUUAAUAAAGCAUCUUUGAAUGAUAAAACAAUCGGAAUGGCGGGGAAAGAUGAUGAUAUUCGCAUGAACCACGGUCAUGAGGUCUUCCAGAAGGAAAGUUUCCAUAACUUAAUCUAUCCCAGGUUUUGUGGAAGACUCGGAGAGGAAAGUAAUUGGCCUCAACAGAAAAAAUACUCACGAGUACCUUUCUCAGCAGAGGUAACAACCAGUAGACACCAAGUUGAUCAUUCCUUCUGCUGCUGUCCCCAAGAGUGGAAGUGCACUACACAAUUUCCUCAACCUGGCCUUCAUCAAUAUAAAGGGUUUCCUAGGGUACACUCUCAUCUUGGCCUUUACAAUUCCUAUGGCUCUUGUCCCUCGAGCCCUCAAAGGCACGUGGAUCCUGAGUUUCCUACAUAUAGCCACGGAACAAAAUCUGAUGACCAGAGGCGUAGAAACCAAGAGUUGAAGAGGUCCUUGAGGGAGAAACAUCACUUGGCUAAGCGACACCUCAGGCCCAUAGCAGGUGGAGCCCCUUUCAUAACUUGUUAUUGUUGCUUAAAACAGCUGCAGCUGCCUGCAGAUUUUCUCCUCUUCAAAAGGAGGUGCCAUCAGCUAAAAUGUGGUGCUUGUUCGAAGGUACUCAAUUUCUCACUUCAAGACAGAAUUCAUCUACUUCCAUAUACACCAAGAACUGAAACACCUCCGCCAAGUGAGGUUGACGAGUAUAGUUAUUCUAUUCUUCGGAGAAACUUUACUUCCACUUCUCACAUCAGUGGUCCCUAUACGGAUUCUGUGUCGUGUUCUGAUGAUUGUAGACUCUCCUCCUACAAAAGUUGCUCCACUGUUAGAGAUCCUGUUCCCCCGAAACCAUUUCAUGCUAUCCAAAAAAACGAAGUUCAAGGAAAUAUGCCACAUGUUUCACCUGAGCAUGGAGAAGAGACAAGGAAGUUUGCUUUGAAUGAAGCUCGAAACAAAGGUAAGAAUCUUGUGCAAACAGAUGAAUCAGCUGGUUCUUCUUCUAGAACGUCCAUAUUAAAGAAAGUAUCAUCAGAAAUUGAAGAGCUGCCAGCAGCAGGAAGAAGAGGAGGGGGGUCACCACUCCAUAGAUUAAUGGGUUAUUCCUCGGCAAGUGAAGUAAUAUAUGGUUAGGGUCCAUCUGUCUCUGCUUACCCAACCAUCAGGAGAUGUAGAGGAACUUAUUAGAGAUAAUCUCGACGAGUGGUUGUUUGUGUUGCUCUCUCUUUCUGGUUUGUUUCAGUUUAAACUGAUUAAAGAAUUUUGUAUGUACAGACAAGUGUUCUACAGAGAAAGUAUGAUUUGUUUAUUUGUAUAGAGUAUUGUUGAAUCCUCUUUAUAAACAGAAUAUUAAAUAUC
Messenger RNA from Manihot esculenta (cassava), 5360 nucleotides. RefSeq lists its product as uncharacterized. The transcript is spliced from 3 exons. NCBI's taxonomy places the organism in Eukaryota, Viridiplantae, Streptophyta, Magnoliopsida, Malpighiales, Euphorbiaceae. The coding region runs from base 2475 to 5135 and encodes 886 amino acids. The record is from RefSeq and is a predicted model, not a curated record. Gene Ontology annotation, biological process: regulation of defense response to fungus.